AUCCACUGCACGAGAAGCCGAUCCGGAAGUGAUAGAUCGGUUUCUCAUUUCGCCCAUGGAAAAUAGCAGCGCCCUAUCGUCAAUGUAUAAACUAUCAGUGCCCCACAGUCGUCGGUAAAGCUACAAACACGUAGCCUAUAUGCUUCUGUUCACGGAAGCGAAGGAGUAAACAUACGAAUUAAAAUGUUAAAGAGUUCUGGAAUGGCGAAACGCACAAGCCCGAGGAAAAUUCUAAUAAUUGAAGAUGAUGAACAUCAAGAAGAUCAAGAUGAGCUAAAUCCUUUUUCCUUCAAGGAGUUUAUCCGAAGCAAGAACCUGUCUUCCAUCUGUGGUGGAGAUGCAGAACAGAAGAGCCACCUGCCACUGGAGAAAACUGGAAGUGAAAGUAUACUGGUGGAUGAGGGAGCCUGUUCCUCUCUGAAGCAUUGUGCCCCUCACCUGCUAGAUCCAUUCCUGGUUGACUCUGCAUCAUUCCUACAGUCUACUGACGGUGAGAGGAAGGAAUGGAGAGAGAGUUAUGAGUCAUCAGCCAUAUUGGAAGAACAUGGCUUUGAACUCUGUGUGACAGCGGAUAAUGAAUGUACUGACCCACUAUGCGUAUCCGCUGAGAAAAUGAGACACCCAACAGUUUUGUCACAGCUAGACAGAGCAUACUUACAAGAGGCCUUUGAACCCAAGAGGAGCCCUCCUACCCAUGACAGAGACCAGGAGACACCAAUGGAUGGAAGCAGGGACCAACAAAAGCUCAGAGAGGAGAAUGCACAGCUUAGGAACCAUGUUAAGAAGCUUUUGAAGAAGUCUGAGUCUGAUAAUCAAUGGAUCAGAGACCUGAAAGAGCAGCUGCAUAAGCAAAAGUUGAAAGAGGAGAGGGAGGCGCAGGCACUGGAGACCAUGGUGCAAUCGGUGGAGCAGAACCUGCAGAAGAUGACCAAACGAGCAAUUAAAGCUGAAACCAAUGCCUCAAACCUUAAACAAGAACUUCUUCAGCUGCAGGACCAAUUGGAAGUGUACCGCAGUGAUAAUGAGAGACUUCGAGCUGCAGAAACAACUGCUUUGAACGCCAUGAAACAAAAUGCACAGAUUGCAUCAGAAUAUCUCAGCAAAGCUGCCAACAAUGCACAGACUUCCAUCAGGCAAUUGCUGUCAGAUGCAGAGACAAUCAGUCUGGUUUCGAAGAUGCUGUAUUCCAUUGACAAGAUCUCUGAUGCACGCUGAGGAUUGAUGAUCUCAAUCAACGAAAUUGCUUUUAAAUGAUUGUAAAACAAAUAUAUUGAAUGGAAGCCUGUUACCCAUCAGAAACUGAUAAAAAGAACUCUGAAAAAUAAA
Molecule: messenger RNA, 1326 nt
Organism: Anguilla rostrata (American eel)
Lineage: Eukaryota; Metazoa; Chordata; Actinopteri; Anguilliformes; Anguillidae
Gene: entr1
Product: endosome associated trafficking regulator 1
Exons: 8
Coding region: 184-1215 (343 amino acids)
Biological process (GO): regulation of cytokinesis; positive regulation of cilium assembly; positive regulation of protein localization to cilium
Cellular component (GO): ciliary basal body; early endosome; recycling endosome
Source: RefSeq, a predicted model, not a curated record